This is a messenger RNA of Rhincodon typus (whale shark), 876 nucleotides long. RefSeq lists its product as uncharacterized. The record is from RefSeq and is a predicted model, not a curated record. The transcript has a single exon. Gene Ontology annotation, molecular function: protein binding. The coding region runs from base 1 to 876 and encodes 291 amino acids. NCBI's taxonomy places the organism in Eukaryota, Metazoa, Chordata, Chondrichthyes, Orectolobiformes, Rhincodontidae.
AUGUGCAGCAACUCAGCUUCCAGCCAGGACGAUGAAAGACAGUGUAAGUUGCUAUCCUAUAUGUUUUACCAGGCAGUUAGAGACCACAAGCCCGUGUGGAUGCUAGAGGACAUGAGGACUAUGGAAUCGUUUUACUGGGAAGACAACACCAGCCUACGCACUUACUCGCCUUCAGAAGCCCUCCUAUACGCGGUGGUACACAAUCACCUCCCGUACGCCCAAUACCUGUUAACCCAUUACCCGGACGAGGCAUUGGAGGUACCUGGGGAUCGCUUCUGCUGUUGCCCUUCCUCUGCCCCUCACCUCGCCAUGGCGGUCAGGUAUGACCGCAAGGACAUCCUUGGCCUGAUCCUGAAGAUAACCCACCAACUUCCGGGCUUCAAGUCCUACAUCAACAGGAAAGGCUGCUUCCACAUAGAAGACGGCAAGACCCCUUUGCACUUAGCCUGUGAGCUGCUCAGGGCCGAAACUGUUCUCAUGUUGCUGGGCAGCGGCGCCUCACCCAAGAUCGUGGACAGCAAAGGGCUGACCCCUCUGGAUGUCAUCCUGGAGCAACUCCGGGUGUCAAAGAUCAACGUCGAGUCCAAGAAGCUGUGCAUCGACCAGCUGUUGCUGUUCAUGUCUAGUCUGCAGUUCAAAAUGAAGAGGGCUCUGGAAGACAAUCCGAAUGAAUGGAAUGGGCUUUUGGGAGAGGAGAAAUACAACUACCUCUGUGGGAAAACACCCGCCACUUUAUUCCUCAUCUCCAUGCAGGGCAUUUUAAAAUGCCUUCCACCGUCUCGAUUCCCAGCUAGUAUUAAGGAAUUGCCCAUACCCCAGUCCCUAAAGCCGUUGCCUUUAGGAAUAUCGACAUUCCGCUGUGUGGACGUCCUGUAG